Molecule: messenger RNA, 3107 nt
Organism: Pyrus x bretschneideri (Chinese white pear)
Lineage: Eukaryota; Viridiplantae; Streptophyta; Magnoliopsida; Rosales; Rosaceae
Product: nuclear poly(A) polymerase 1-like
Exons: 12
Coding region: 551-2989 (812 amino acids)
Cellular component (GO): nucleus
Molecular function (GO): RNA binding; poly(A) RNA polymerase activity
Source: RefSeq, a predicted model, not a curated record
UCCCUAUAUAAAAGCUAUCCGUCUACCUCCCGCCUGCGAUUGUUCUAGGCUCUCUUCUUCUCGAAGAUUCUCAGGCUCCGCUAACGACCGCGGCGGAAUACCCACACCGACGAUUCUGAAAAGCCGGACACUUUUGGUGCUUCCACUCAAUUUCUGGGUGUCAAUCGGUGCUGUUUCUCCUUUUCCGCCUUCUAGAGUUAGGGCUCAGGGUUGGAAAUUGGUGAAUUUGUACAUUUUGUAUUACGAUAUCAAAAUUCUAGGGUUAGGGUUUGUUCAAUUUUGAAUUCUGUCUUUCUCUACUUUGUAGCUUUUGGGGGAUUAUGCCCAAUACCGUGUGUAACUGAGAAUUACUGAUUAUUAUUUUUUGAUUUGUUUGUUUACGAUUUAAUUAUUUUGGAAAGGAAUAAAAAAGAAAAAAGAAGAGUAAAAGAGUGCAAAAAUAUCAUCAAUAAAAAUUUGUUCUUGACUGCACCAUCCCAAGUUCCCAAUUCCCAUGUAUUCAUAUAUAUAAGUAUAUACAGAAAUAAUUAAACUUUCACUCACAUUGUAAAUGGGGAGCCCUGCAUUAAGCAACCGAAAUAACGGGCAGCGGUUAGGCAUUACAGAGCCCAUUUCUCUGGGCGGGCCGACGGAGUAUGAUGUGAUCAAAACUCGAGAACUCGAAAAGUAUUUGCAAGAUGCUGGAUUGUAUGAGAGUCAGGAAGAGGCUGUGGGUAGGGAGGAGGUUCUUGGCAGGCUAGACCAGGUUGAACUUUUUUUUUAUGUUCCUGCUGUUAUUAUUGCAAUGUUCGUAUUCGUGAUUGAGCUGAUCAGUUGCACAUUGUCUAUUGUGAAGACGUGGGUUAAAACAAUUAGCCGGGCAAAGGGCUUGAAUGAGCAACUGGUGCAUGAAGCAAAUGCUAAGAUUUUCACCUUUGGUUCAUAUCGGCUAGGGGUUCAUGGCCCUGGAGCAGAUAUAGACACACUCUGUGUUGGACCUAGACAUGCAACUCGAGAAGGAGAUUUCUUUGGCGAACUUCAUAGGAUGCUGUCUGAGAUGUCUGAAGUGACAGAGUUGCAUCCUGUUCCUGAUGCUCACGUCCCUGUUAUGAAAUUCAAGUUUAGUGGGGUUUCAAUAGAUCUUCUUUAUGCACAACUUGCACUUUGGGUUGUUCCUGAAGACUUGGAUAUAUCACAAGACUCAAUACUACAGAAUGCAGAUGAAAAGACAGUUCGUAGUCUCAACGGCUGUAGAGUUACAGACCAAAUUCUGCGUUUAGUCCCUAACAUUCAGAGUUUCCGCACAACAUUGAGAUGCAUGAGGUUAUGGGCAAAGCAUCGUGGUGUUUAUUCAAAUGUUACAGGUUUUCUUGGUGGUAUAAACUGGGCAAUUCUUGUUGCUCGCAUAUGCCAACUUUACCCGAAUGCACUGCCUAAUAUGCUAGUUUCUCGGUUCUUCAGGGUAUAUACUCAGUGGCGUUGGCCAAAUCCAGUCAUGCUUUGUGCUAUUGAAGAUGGGUCUCUUGGACUUCAGGUUUGGGAUCCUAGAAGAUAUAUAAAGGACAAAUAUCAUUUGAUGCCUAUAAUUACUCCGGCUUAUCCCAGCAUGAACUCUAGUUACAAUGUGUCUGCAAGUACUUUGCGUAUCAUGUUAGAGGAGUUUCAGAGGGGUAAUGAAAUUUGUGAGGCUAUGGAAGCAAAUAAGGCUGAUUGGGAUACCCUUUUUGAGUUUUAUGCUUUCUUUGAAGCGUACAAGAAUUAUUUACAGAUAGACAUCAGUGCAGAAAAUGCUGAUGACUUUAGACAAUGGAAAGGUUGGGUUGAGUCUCGUCUCCGUCAACUAACCCUGAAGAUUGAGAGGUACACAUAUGACAUGCUGCAGUGUCACCCGCAUCCAGGUGAUUUUUCAGACAGAUCGAGACCUUUUCAUAGUUCUUUCUUUAUGGGCCUGCAACGAAAACAAGGAGUUCCAGUCACUGAAGGCAAACAGUUUGACAUAAGGGGAACUGUUGAGGAAUUUAAGAAUGCUGUCAACGUUUACACAUUAUUGAAGCCUGGAAUGGCGAUCCGUGUAUCACAUGUAAAACGCAGGAACAUUCCUAAUUUUGUGUUUCCUGGUGGUGUUCGACCUUUGCGCCCAUCUAAAGUUACUUGGGACAGCAGGCGGAGUUCAGAACUGAAGGCUUCUGUUGAUGCCCAAGCAGAGAAAUCGUGUGAAGGAAAUGGAUCAGAUAGUGGACAGAAGAGAAAGCGGGUGGAUGAUAAUUUAGAGACUGACUCAAGGGAUGCCAAGUCUUUACGUCUCUGCAGUGGGGAAGGUAAAACUGAUUUAGAUGGAUCAGACAGUGGACAGAAGAGAAAGCGGGCAGAUGAUAAUGUAGAGACUGACUCAAGGCAUGCCAAGUCUUUACAUCUCUGCAGCGAGGAAGUUCGUAAGGCUAGCCCUCCUAUCAGCAAUGUCAGUUCGCGUUCCACAAAAUGUGACAGUAUCGAUGCAAACAAAAACCACAAUAAUAACGUGAAAUUUAGCAUAGGGAAGAUGGAAAACCCUGCAGACAUUCCUUGUCAGAAUGGUCAGACUGAAGUAUCAUCGAGGUACAAUCCACCAGUCGAUAGUCUAUCUUCUGCUGUGAAUACAUCAAAUUGUAAAGAAGAUGCACUGGAGAAGAUUAUUGUCGGUCCAUAUAUUUCCCACCAAGCUUUGCCAGAAGUAGAUGAGCUUGAAGAUGAUUUGGAAUACAGACAUCUAGUGAAAGACUUAUCAGGAAACAUGAAAGGCAGUCAAAUGGAGGCUUCGAAGGAGAGCGUGUCAGUUGCAACACCAGUAAAUUAUAGCAACGGAGCUGCUCCUUCCACCGAUUUAUAUAAUGGGGGAUUAGAGGAACUUGAGCCUGCUGAACUUAUGGCGCCACUCUCAAGCGGAACCCCUUCUCCGCCUGUGGCUCAGAGAAAGCCGAUCAUCAGGUUGAAUUUCACUUCAUUGGCCAAAGCUGCCGGUAAAAGCUCAUAAAACGGAAGUUCAAUGCCGAAAUCUUAUGUAUAAUGUGACUUUAUUUUCCCCGACUUUUUGUAAUAACAGUAUAAGGCUUUCAAGUUCUUACUUAUAUGCAUAACAAUUGUGAGAAAAA